Molecule: messenger RNA, 28443 nt
Organism: Coregonus sp. 'balchen'
Lineage: Eukaryota; Metazoa; Chordata; Actinopteri; Salmoniformes; Salmonidae
Source: the annotation of a GenBank genome assembly
AUGGCGGAAGUUGGGCAGCUCGAAUCAGAGCAGGUAGCUCACCAGCUUAUUUGAGCAAGAAUACAUAUAUUUUGCUUGGCUAUUUGUUAUGAAAAGAUGAAUUAACGUUACACAUGGCUAACUUAUCUCUCUUACAACAGGACAUUGAGAAGAAAAUUGAGGAGACAAGACAGAAGUUCAAGAAUGAGUACGUCCAAGGUAAGUGCAUGCUAACAGGCUAGUUAGCAAAAUAACAUUUGACACAACAACACCCAAUAAUCUAGCUACUGUAACAGCUAACGUCAUUCGCUAACAAGUUAGCUAAAAGCCAGACAGCUAUGGGCUGGCUGUUCGAUUUCAGUCCAUCAAUCUAGUUUACUUAGCUCGUUAACGUUAGUUAGCUACCUAUUUGACUGGGAACAGAUAAUACUUUUGAAAUAGUUGCCUGUUGCCAUAUGUUCACAUGUCAUGUGCCACUUGUAAACAAUAAUGAUCAUAAUCAUCAUCAUCAUAGCUAUUCAGUUGUCUGACAGAUUGUUCUGAUACAUUAAUUCAUUGAUGAAUAGAUAUUGGUUUGGCUACUGGCAAUGACAUGUCUGUGUUCACACCAUGAUUAUAAUGUAAACUAGUUUUUUUGUAAUAGAAAAGCCUGUUAUUUUGAGUAGCCUACUUGAAGUGAAGACUGCCAUACUAUGCCUUUCAGUCCCCUGAUAAGCGUUCUUGAAAGACCAAUCCCUCUUUGACAGAACACUUGUUUCAGAAACAGCUACAUUUAGUAAAUGAGGUAGCUGAAGUAGCUAGGUACCCUUGUUUUGUUUUGCAUACAGUAGGCUAAUUGCUGUCAUCACUCUAUGGUAGGGUCUUGUCGUAAAAGGUUAGAAGCAACAAACUCAUAGGUGUGUUGUUGGAGUAGGUAUUCAGUUUAUAUAUGAGUAAUGUAAGUUGUUUACUUCUCUAUCCCUCAAAGAAUCUGACAAAUAUGACUCCAGAGAUGUGGACAGGAUACAGAAGGAUGACGCUCUGGUGGAGGCAUACCUGACAUGGCGACAAUACUCAGUGGACGAUGCCUUGAAGAUGAUUGACGACAGUUUCCUGUGGAGGAAAGAAUUUGGUUUGAAUGGUGAGGAGACUGGGAUCGAGUCACAACAACAUUUAAUUUAACGUUGCAUAUAAAUGUUCGAAAUGACACAAUUUUAUGUGUACAACAUCUAAAGACCUGCAUCACUAUACUGAGAGCUUUGCCGUUUCUAAAAGGACAUAUGUGGGUGUUUUUGGAGCCUUUGUUCAUGUUUAUCUGCGGCCCCCAUACUGCAGAACGAGAAAUGAGGAAGUGUAUCGCAAGUGGGGUAGGUUCCUCAAAACCAAGUUAAAUCACAAAAAAAGUGUCUGGACCCUUCUAUAACAUGCCAUUUGCAUCAUAUAGAGAUUUGGUUUUAAAAAGUUAACUUAUCCUUUUUAAGUUUGAGUGUAGAAAACAGGAACAGCACACAUUCUCACACCCUGCUAAAGUGGUGUUCUAACUAUAUUCAAAUACAGGCAAGUUAUAAAGAGCAUUUUUAUGUAGGCCUAUCAGCAUCACCACACUCUGACGAUUAAUCAAAUCAAAAUGUAUUUGUCACAUGCGCCGAAUACAACAGGUGUAGACCUUACAGUGAAAUGCUUACUUACAAGCCCUUAACCAACAAUGCAGUUUUAAGAAAAAAUACCCCAAAAAUAUCACAAACUACAAUAUAAAAUAAUACGAAAUAAAAGUAACAAAUAAUUAAAGAGCAGCAGUAAAAAUAACAAUAGUGAGGCUAUAUACGGGGGUACCGGUACCGAGUCAAUGUGCGGGGGCACCGGUUAGUUGAGGUAAUUUAGGUAAUAUGUACAUGUAGGUAGAGUUAUUAAAGUGACUAUGCGUAGAUAAUAAACAGAGAAUAGCAGCAGUGUAAAAGAGGUGGGGUGGGCUGUCUUUGUGUGCCAAUGUCGGAUAGAUUCUUGGCCUUCUUACAUUUUCGUCAUUUAGCAGACGCUCUUAUCCAGAGCGACUUACAAAUAGCCUUCUCUCAGAGAAGGCUUCGUUGUCUCCGGGCUGUACGGAUGGACUAUCUUCUAUAAGUUUCACUUAUAAAUUGCUGCAUUUUACUCAUGCAAUUACAGGGUUUUAAGGCAGACAACAGUCAGUUUGUUAAAUCGGUGUCAUGCAGAAAUUGGAUAUCUGAUAUGAGUUAUUGUCCCUUGUUGACAAGUUUUGUCUGUCUUGGAUGGAGGAGAGGAGGUAGGAAUACUUUGGUUUUUUAAGAUAAUUAUUUUGGCCAGUAAUUGUUAAUGUUAUGAAACUUUCUUAUUGAAUGCUCUAUUAGAUUUUUGGCUGAGAAAGAUUUGUCUUAUUUCAGACCUCACUGAGAGCAGCAUUCCAAAGUGGAUGUUUGAGACGGGGGCUGUCUUCCUCCACGGCUACGACAAGGAAGGCAACAAGCUCUGUAUGUUGAUUCAUUAUACUCAUACGGUACCAUAUGUAUAAUUGAUUUCUCUCUAAUAAUUGCUCACUGACACAAUAUUGAUACCCCUUACAAAAGGAUACGGAAAAUGUUCAGCCAUUGUUCUAUAAUAUGUUUACCACAUGUUGAGAUUAUUGAAUGCAAUACUUUUGUCUGUUUUCAGUCUGGUUCAAAGUCAAGCUACAUACCAAGGAUGCAAAGACCAUUAUGGACAAGAAGAAGUAUGUUGCCUUCUGGCUGGAGCGCUAUGCUAAGAGAGAGCCAGGGAUGCCACUCACUGUUGUGUUCGACAUGGCCGAUUCAGGGAUCAGCAAUAUCGUAAGUGAACACUUACCUGUUUGAUUAACAUUGUAGUCUUUUCUUGUAUUUGUCACCUGCCCUUAUUAUUUGAUAGUGUUUGAAGAAUCACUGUAAUUUCAUCCAUGGCUACAGUACGUCAAUAGCUCUGGUUUCAAUCAAUGUCACUGUUGAUCCACUCUACAUAGGUUAAAGGAGGGCUUUAUUUUGGUUCACAUGUUUGCCCCCUUUUCAAAAAGAUGUGGCCUAACUCUGUGCGUGGUUAUGAGUGUCAUUGAAUCCCUGGUGAGCAUCCUAAUUUUGCUUGCUGUUUGAGCCGGGGAUUUGGAGGGAUUGAUGUUCUUCAGUGCUUAGCACGUUGGAGAUUAAAGUGACCUUUAAAUCCGUUUGGUCAAUCCAAGUCGACUGAUUGCCUAAUCCAUAGACUGACUUUGUCUCUGUCGGAGCCUCCCAGCAGGCACUCUCCUCUCAGUCAGCCAGCUCGCUUCACAGGCCAAACUCUCUCCUGGAGAAAUGCCCCAAUUAAACACACACACACGAGCCAGAGAGAGAAUAAAUAACUUCACAAAUCCCAAAUAUGAAAUUUGUAGAUCAGUUUGGGAAGCAGUCUUAAUGAAGUUUGCUGAAAUAGCCCACUGUGUGGGCUGGAACAGGCCUAGGCAGUGUUAUCUCAUUAACUUUCUUAGGGAGUCUAGUGGCUGAAAAUGAAUCUGUCUGUAGGGCAUGGGAUCUAGACAGGCUCCUCCUAAGGGUCUGAGUAGAUUGAUAGUGUUGUCUGACGAUAAUAGGCCAAUAUGGUAAUGCAAACAUGACUGAGUGAAUUCUCAUGAAGGAGGCUUUUAAAGGUAGCUGUAAUCCAUUCAACUGACUGUGGAGAGUUUUAGAUACCGGUAGUCUUGUGUGUUUGUAUUAAUUCAACCUUUGUCCUUGUUUCAGAGGCCUCAGGAGAUAUAGCAUUGGUUUGUUUAGAGAACACAUUUGCACACACCAACAGGAAACCUUUGAGUUUCAAAGCUGUCCGUAGUUAUCGUAGCCAAGGCUUGAUAUGGAGAGCGAGUUUAUACAACCUUUUUAUCAAGAUCAAGGUUCCUCAAUCAUACAGUAAACAACCAAACUGCAACGUGUCAGCAAAUACUGUGAUUAAUACAAUCAGCGUAAUAUAAGUAGACUAGCCUUUGCCUUAGAUGUGGUGUUUCAUGGGGUGCCAUGGGCAGUGCACACAUAAACUCAGCAAAAAAAGAAACGUCCUCUCACUGUCAAACUUAACAUGUGUAAAUAUUUGUAUGAACAUAACAAGAUUCAACAACUGAGACAUAAACUGAACAAGUUCCACGGACAUGUGACUAACAGAAAUGGAAUAAUGUGUCCCUGGGGGUCAAAAUCAAAAGUAACAGUCAGUAUCUGGUGUGGCCACCAGCUGCAUUAAGUACUGCAGUGCAUCUCCUCCUCAUGGACUGCAGCAGAUUUACCAGUUCUUGCUGUGAGAUAUUACCCCACUCUUCCACCAAGUACAGGCCUCGGUGUAACGCUCAUUCCUUUGACGAUAAACGUGAAUCCGACCAUCACCCCUGGUGAGACUAAACCGCAACUCGUCAGUGAAGAACACUUUUUGUGGGUUUGUGCCCAUAGGUGACAUUGUUGCCGGUGAUGUCUGGUAAGGACCUGCCUUACAACAGGCCUACAAGCCCUCAGUCCAGCCUCUCUCAGCCGAUUGCGGACAGUCUGAGCACUGAUGCAGGGAUUGUGCGUUCCUGGUGUAACUCGGGCAGUUGUUGUUGCCAUCCUGUACCUGUCCCGCAGGUGUGAUGUUUGGAUGUACCGAUCCUGUGCAGGUGUUGUUACAAGUGGUCUGCCACUGCGAGGACGAUCAGCUGUCCGUCCUGUCUCCCUGUAGCGCUGUCUUAGGCGUCUCACAGUACAGACAUCUGCAGUCCUCAUGCCUCCUUGCAGCAUGCCUAAGGCAUGUUCACGCAGAUGAGCAGGGACCUGGGCAUCUUUCUUUUGGUGUUUUUCAGAGUCCGUAGAAAGGCCUCUUUAGUGUCCUAAAUUGUAAUAACUGUGACCUUAAUUGCCUACCGUCUGUAAGCUGUUAUUGUCGUAAUGACCGUUCCACGGGUGCAUGUUCAUUAAUUGUUUAUGGUUCAUUGAACAAGCAUGGGAAACAGUGUUUAAACCCUUUACAAUGAAGAUCUGUGAAGUUAUUUGGAUUUCUACAAAUUAUCUUUUGAAAGACAGGGUCCUGAAAAAGGGACAUUUCUUUUUUUGCUGAGUUUACUUUUGUCUCAUAUGUUUUUCCCUGAAUUAUAUUUCAUAUGAUUGAUUUGAGGGAAGGUGUUUGAUUGUAUGAAAUGGAUUGACUACAGCACUGUUCAGUAGAACUUGUGACCGUUUCAAUGGUGGUGAAUUGGGUCAUUGCACAGCUUGAGGCAGUAAAUAUCUUCGGCUGAGUAAACAGUUUCCCUAUUGAAAGCCCAUAAAACGUAUUUUCUAGUCAAAGCCUGCUUUGAGGCUGUAUAGUACUGUACUUUCUGAGUCAUAUUCAUUUUCUUUUUUCUUUUUCAGGACAUGGAUUUUGUGAAGUAUAUCAUUAAUUGCUUCAAAGUGUAUUAUCCAAAGUUUCUAUGUAAGUAUAUAAAAAAGUGUAACAAUAUGGAGUUCAUUCACAGGUUGAUCAAUCAACUUUGUGCGACACAGAUGGCCUACAUAAUUAGUAUUAUCAUUGACACACAUUGUGUGAAAUUAGUUUUAAUAAAUUAAUUUAAAAAACUGUACAUGGAAUCAUAUGAUUCCGUGUUGUGGCUAAUGCUACAAGAUUGUCUAUGACAUUUCACCCCUCAGUUAUGGUUUUGUCUUGUCAUUUCAGCCAAAAUGAUAAUUGUUGACAUGCCAUGGAUCAUGAAUGGUGAGUCAUGUAGUUAUUAAAAUUAUUUGCUAUAGAAAUGUUAGUGCCCAUGAGGAACCAGUCUUUAUGAUAAUCUAAUCAUCGUAGUUUGGACAUCGUAGUUGGGACAUACAGUGGGGAGAACAAGUAUUUGAUACACUGCCAAUUUUGCAGGUUUUCCUACUUACAAAGCAUGUAGAGGUCUGUAAUUUUUAUCAUAGGUACACUUCAACUAUGAGAGACGGAAUCUAAAACAAAAAUCCAGAAAAUCACAUUGUAUGAUUUUUAAGUAAUUAAUUUGCAUUUUAUUGCAUGACAUAAGUAUUUGAUACAUCAGAAAAGCAGAACUUAAUAUUUGGUACAGAAACCUUUGUUUGCAAUUACAGAGAUCAUACGUUUCCUGUAGGUCUUGACCAGGUUUGCACACACUGCAGCAGGGAUUUUGGCCCACUGCUCCAUACAGACCUUCUCCAGAUCCUUCAGGUUUCGGGGCUGUCGCUGGGCAAUACGGACUUUCAGCUCCCUCUAAAGAUUUUCUAUUGGGUUCAGAUCUGGAGACUGGCUAGGCCACUCCAGGACCUUGAGAAGCCUCUUACGGAGCUACUCCUUAGUUGCCCUGGCUGUGUGUUUCGGGUUGUUGUCAUGCUGGAAGACCCAGCCACGACCCAUCUUCAAUGCUCUUACUGAGGGAAGGAGGUUGUUGGCCAAGAUCUCGCGAUACAUGGCCCCAUCCAUCCUCCCCUCAAUACGGUGCAGUCGUCCUGUCCCCUUUGCAGAAAAGCAUCCCCAAAGAAUGAUGUUUCCACCUCCAUGCUUCACGGUUGGGAUGGUGUUCUUGGGGUUGUACUCAUCCUUCUUCUUCCUCCAAACACGGCGAGUGGAGUUUAGACCAAAAAGCUCUAUUUUUGUCUCAUCAGACCACAUGACCUUCUCCCAUUCCUCCUCUGGAUCAUCCAGAUGGUCAUUGGCAAACUUCAGACGGGCCUGGACAUGCGCUGGCUUGAGCAGGGGGACCUUGCAUGCGCUGCAAGAUUUUAAUCCAUGACGGCGUAGUGUGUUACUAAUGGUUUUCUUUGAGACUGUGGUCCCAGCUCUCUUCAGGUCAUUGACCAGGUCCUGCCGUGUAGUUCUGGGCUGAUCCCUCACCUUCCUCAUGAUCAUUGAUGCCCCACGAGGUGAGAUCUUGCAUGGAGCCCCAGACCGAGGGUGAUUGACCGUCAUCUUGAACUUCUUCCAUUUUCUAAUAAUUGCGCCAACAGUUGUUGCCUUCUCACCAAGCUGCUUGCCUAUGGUCCUGUAGCCCAUCCCAGCCUUGUGCAGGUCUACAAUUUUAUCCCUGAUGUCCUUACACAGCUCUCUGGUCUUGGCCAUUGUAGAGAGGUUGGAGUCUGUUUGAUUGAGUGUGUGGACAGGUGUCUUUUAUACAGGUAACUAGUUCAAACAGGUGCAGUUAAUAAAGGUAAUGAGUGGAGAACAGGAGGGCUUCUUAAAGAAAAACUAACAGGUCUGUGAGAGCCAGAAUUCUUACUGGUUGGUAGGUGAUCAAAUACUUAUGAUAAAAUGCAAAUUAAUUACUUAAAAAUCAUACAAUGUGAUUUUCUGGAUUUUUGUUUUAGAUUCCGUCUCUCACAGUUGAAGUGUACCUAUGAUAUAAAUUACAGACCUCUACAUGCUUUGUAAGUAGGAAAACCUGCGAAAUCGGCAGUGUAUCAAAUACUUGUUCUCCCCACUGUAUGUGUUUUUUUCCCCAGCUGCAUGGAAGAUUGUGAAGACAUGGUUGGGUCCAGAAGCCAUCAGCAAGCUCAAGUUUGCAUCCAAAAACGAGAUCCAGACAUUUAUUGACCCCGAGUACCUGCCUUUUCACAUGAAUGGAACGGUAUGUACCUGCAGUAUUCACCUCACUGAAGAUGGCAGUGACGCUAUCCAUCUAUCUAUGUCUCCCGAGUGGCGCAGUGGUCCAAGGCACUGCAUCGCAGUGCUAGCUGUGCCACUAGAGAUCCUGGUUUGAAUCCAGGCUCUGUCGUAGCCGGCCGCGACCGGGAGACCCAUGGGGCGGCGCACAAUUGGCCCAGCGUCGUCCAGGGUAGGGGUGGGAAUGGCCGGCAGGGAUGUAGCUCAGUUGGUAGAGCAUGGCGUUUGCAACGCCAGGGUUGUGGGUUCGAUUCCCACGGGGGGCCAGUAUGAAAAAUAAAAAAAUAAUGUAUGCACUCACUAACUGUAAGUCGCUCUGGAUAAGAGCGUCUGCUAAAUGACAAAAAUGUAAAAUGUAAAUCUACCUGGCUGCAUACAAUUUCAUCUUACUAUCUCAGCUGAUAAAUUCAAUUUUCAAAUGUCAACAUUUUAUAGGUUUUACUCUAUUCCUUCGCUCACUUUACAUGAGAAAAUGUGACUAACCUGUGACUAGUCAAUAUUUGGCCAUUAUCACAUUACUUCAGAUGGUUGACGUAAUAGUAUCUCUGACUUCAUUCCAGGACCCCUUCAAAUACAGCUAUCCCCCCCUUCCUGACGAUGACUUCCAAACACCCAUCUGUGAGAAUGGACCAAUCAUCAGCGAGGAUGACAACGAGAGCAAGGAGGGUGAAUCAGAGGGCAAGGAGUUGGAGUCAAGCUUUAGCUCCGAGGUCGCUGUCAAACCCAAAAAGGUACAAAGCCUCCCCUUUUAUUUAUUUACCAACUCUGGUAUUUUCUGUUCCUCUAAAUGUAGGUACAGCAAGGAAGAUGACAACAACACGUACAAACACAUGAUAUAUCCACGCUGUGGCUGCAUAUAAACUUCUUAUCUGGCUUGAAUAGUCUAUUACUUCUCCAUUUGAUUUUUAGAAGUAGUACAAUAUAGUCUGUCAUGUUUCUAAGGUAGCCUGCCAUUAAAUCUGAUGAAGGCUGCUGCUAUUACUCAUUAACAGUAGAGUGAAUAUAGUUUGCAGUGAGCUAAACUUGAUUACUCACGGUUUAACCCUGCAUGGGGCUCUCUUAGAAACAGCAGACACAUUUCUCAUCAUCAUUAGCUCUAAUUACCAUUAAACACACCCUGUCCACACUCUGCAGUCAAAUAAGACGUUAGAAGAAGUUCAGUCGAGUUCCUCCUCACUUUGAUGUGCAGUUUUACUCCCAGACCCUUUCAUUUCUCAAUGUUUAGUGUGAGAUUACAGUAUGUAAUCGGGGUCCUCUGUGGAGAGAGCUGUGAAUGGUUGAGGCGCUAAUGCCCUGAUUUGGCAGCUGUUAAGCUCCUCCUCAUUGUCUCGGUCAAGGUGACUCCCCAUGUCUCCAGCUGCAGCUUAAUCCUUCCUGUCGACUGACUGACUGUACCCACGCAUCGCAGUCCCACUCUCUGGGUCUCACUUACAGUCUCCCUCACUCAACCCAUGGCUCCUCUCAUCAGGCUAUUGAGAAUGUGUUAAGUCUGACUGCCGUCAAAGAAGCUCUUCCUAGCUGCGGUAGAGACCGCUUUUUCCCGCAUGCGUCGUUCGGCUUACCUGACUUCACAGCAGUGUUUAAAGCAGUUCCCAGAAUACACCCGCGGGGCCUACUUUCUUUUGCGUUGCCACUAAUGGUUUUGUCUCCAGCCGGCCCCCAUGCAGCCAGGGCCCAUCACAGAGGCAACCUGCAGCUCUAGGAUUUAACACACCUGCACACAGACACCAUCUAGUGCUCUCUGCUGUCGUCAGGCUGCUGCACCCUAGCAAUGGACAGCACAUCAUUACUGGUAUAUGCUGCACACAUUCCCCUCUCUCCCUCUUCCCGUAGGGGUCUUCACUGUUCAUCCACAGCGCCAUCUAUUUAGCCUCUACUUUGUGUGACAAGCAAAACAAACACACAUUGUAGCCUAUGAUAUAGGCUACUGUCAUAUAUACACUACCGUUCAAAAGUUUGGGGUCACUUAGAAAUCUCCUUGUUUUUGAAAGAAAAGCAAUUUCUUUGUCAAUUUUAAAAUAACAUCAAAUUGAUCAGAAAUACAGUGUAGACAUUGUUAAUGUUGUAAAUGGCUAUUGUAGCUGGAAACUGCUGAUUUUUAAUGGAAUAUCUACAUAGGCGUACAGAGGCCCAUUAUCAGCCUGUGUUCCAAUGGCACGUUGUGUUUGCUAAUCCAAGUUUAUCAUUUUAAACGGCUAAUUGAUCAUUAGAAAACCUUUUUUGCAAUUAUGUUAGCACAGCUGAAAACUGUUGUGCUGAUUAAAGAAGCAAUAAACCUGGCCUUCUUGAGACUAGUUGAGUAUCUGGAGCAUCAGCAAUUGUGGGUUCGAUUACAGGCUCAAAAUGGCCAGAAACAAAUAACUUUCUUCUGAAACUCGUCAGUCUAUUCUUGUUCUUAGAAAUGAAGGCUAUUCCAUGCCAGAAAUUGCCAAGAAACUGAAGAUCUCGUACAACGCUGUGUACUACUCCAUUCACAGAACAGCGCAAACUGGCUCUAACCAGAAUAGAAAGAGGAGUGGGAGGCCCCGGUGCACAACUGAGCAAGAGGACAAAUACAUUAGAGUGUCUAGUUUGAGAAACAGACGCCUCACAGGUCCUCAACUGGCAGCUUCAUUAACUAGUACCCGCAAAACACCAGUCUCAACGUCAACAGUGAAAAGGCGACUCCGGGAUGCUGACCUUCUAGGCAGAGUUGCAAAGAAAAAGCCAUAUCUCAGACUGCCCAUCUUAAUCAUUUUUGUAAAGUUUUUUUAGUUUUGAUUAAUUAUUAAUUAUUAUUUUGUGUUAAUUUUUUUAUUUUAGUCAUUUAGCAGAUGCUCUUAUCCAGAGCAACUUACAGUUAGUGAGUGCAUUCAUUAUUUUAUUUAAUUUUUUAUACUGGCCCCCCGUGGGAAUCGAACCCACAACCCUCUACCAACUGAGCUACAUCCCUGCCGGCCAUUCCCUCCCCUACCCUGGACAACGCUGGGUCAAUUGUGCGCCGCCCCAUGGGGCUCCCGGUCACGGCCGGUCGCAAACCACAAUCUCUAGUGGCACAGCUAGCACUUCAAUGCAGUGCCUUAGACCACUGCGCCACUCGGGAGGCCCUAUUAGCCAGUCUGAGAUAUGGCUUUUUCUUUGCAACUCUAGAUGUCAAGAUCAAGCUUCAUGGUUACAGCAGAGACAUUCAAUCCCCUCCUGGAUCAAGAUCCCUGUUGCCUAAAUUAUUAUAUAUAUUUUUUAUUGCGCCCCUUGUGUGCACUUCCGGUAAUACAGUAUACCCCGGUAUGGUACAGAAACGGUAUUACAGUAUGAAAAUCUGGAGAUCACCCAACCCUAUAUGUAAGCCGUUUGGGUAAUCUGCACCACUCUCGUAGCUCACAGGGGACUCUGUACAUAUACACACACACACACACACGUGCGUACACGCAGAUACACAGACCUACGCUCCAGAGUGGCCCCGUCAGCUACGCGUCACAAAGCUGCUCGCAUGAGCCUCUUAAGUGCCUGGAGCCUAAAGCGGCAAAGGCCCCAUUGUAAAGACCACCUUAGUCAUGCACAACAGAUUUAGAUUUACAAAAUGGAGAUAUGCAAAUUAGUCUGUAAAUACUUUGGUUAGUGGUAUCCAGAAUCCUUGGGACAUCCCUACCCUAACCUUAACCCCUACCCUAACUUCAACCAUAACCCUUACCUAACCUUAACCAUUUAAAAUGUCAACUUCAGUGGGGUAGGGAGGUCCCAAUAAUCCCGGAUAGCAAGGACCAAUAAUUCACACACAACCCCUGUCCUUGGAAAGGCCUGCUGACGGUGUUGUAACACUGCUGUGGCCUUGGAGUGUAGCUAUGUAUUUAUGGUCAGGGAGGGUCAGCCUGCCUUGCGCAACCCCAGAGGGAACGGUAUGGUUGGUGUAUGGUUCAGGUUCAGCCUGUGUAGUUAUUUUGACAUGAUCAGGGAAUGUCUGUUAGCUAAUAGACCAACUCAUAGCAUAUACUUGGAAUUGAUGAUGAUAAAUCAGUUUGACAAACCAGAACCUGAGCCUUAUCAAGUGUGUAUGGUUUUGUGUGUAGGCCUAUGUGAGAUUGAGUGGUAUGUGAAUGAGCCCAUUUAUACGCGUGAGUGAGCACAAUGUGGUCUUUGUUGCCUCUGACUAAUGAUCUACAUAGGCUAUAGGCUAAUCUCUUGGUUUGCUGUGAUUAAGGUUAGGGUCCUAACUCCAAUCAUGAUACCCAUUGCUUACAGCUUGUCUGUCUGCACACAUUCCACUGUCAUGAUCAUGUUUGCUGCUCCUCUCUCUACAUAAACAUUGUCCUCCCUCCUGAAUCAAUACCUGUGAGUCUCAACAGUGUGUUGAUACAGUAGCUUCGCAGAGCAAUCAGCUAAUUGCCUUUCUCUCUGUUUUGAACCAAGGGCUGGUCUUGGUAAGGCAUUUUAUGCUCUUAGCCUCACCAGCAGAAGCACUGAGUCCUGGAGAGUUCUGCCGUCUGAAAGGGCAGUCUGAGGGUUUUACUCAUGUAGAAUGUGUGAGUACGGCACCCUCGCAAUCUAAUCACCAUCAUCGACACAUUUAGCCUUUGAUUGAAUCCAAAAUGGACCUGGAUCAAACAUUUCAAAUUUCACCCCUACAAUGUGUUGCACUUUUUGGACUCAGUGAGAUGAUUUGGAAUUUGAUUACGUUUUUGAAGAGAUUCAUAGCCAAUCAAGUAGGCUAUCGGAUACAUUACUCACAAUACUGCAUCAUAAAAGAAGAAAAGUUCGCCAACCUUGAUGUCUGUCCCAGUGACCAGCUUUAUAACAUGGUGUUAUUUUAUCCAACUUGGGUAUUUUAUCUUACUUAAUAUAACAUUAGGGAAAUUGUGUUUCUGUAGUGAAAGGAAAGCAAAUGUGCCAAGUAUGUUGUACUGACCUUUUAAUCCAAAAGCAUACUGUAUUAUAUCAUUACUGUUCUGUUCAUUUCAAAUUAACUUGUAUUAUAAUGAUGAAUGUACUCAAUGUUUAUAAUACUAGGGAAAGAGUAUUCUACACUCUUACUACCACCAGCACUCAUGUUAGCAUAUUUUCACUUUUCUUAUGCCAGAUAUACCUGUAAUUGCAAGACCUACCUCUGUGUAUCGACACCUUUUCAAACAACGAGAGAGCACCUUUUAAAAAUUCAUCUGUAUUGUGCCUUACUGUCAAUAACCACUCCAGGGCCCAGUUUUUCUAAAGUUAUCGAUCCGGAUGUUUAUUCCUGAUCCUGUGCAAUUUUGUUUAGGUGAUUUUCAAAUUUUAGUCAGUAUGAUUAAUCUCAAUCUUAACUCAAUACUGUGUUUUUAACAAGAGUAUUUUGAUCCUGGUUUUGAUUAACCACAAUGAUAAAUGGAACAUUUGUUUUUCACUAGUAAUGUUUGAUUAACAAUUGAUUUUGUUAUGAUUUUAACUUUUAUGCAAUUAUUUGAUAGUCUAUUUAAUCAAUGGAAAUGCUGUCGUUUUUAUUUAUUUAAUCAAUAAAUCAGUCUAUGCCAGUCAAUUAUGCUCAUGUACAUUUCAACAGUAGCUAAUUAAUCCCCAUUAUAUCUUACUCAGUUGUGUAUUGCACUUGAUUUGAACACUGAAUAAAAAUAGACAUUUCAGAAGCAGCUCGGUAAGUGUCUCUUAAUGUCUUUAUUGUGUCAUCUGUGUGUGUCGCAGCGGCCUGCUGAAGUUGGAGCUGUGUGUGUUGCUUAUCACAGUAGAAGACACACUCCCCAUCUGACUCAUUAGUGCUUGUACACGGAUCACAGGCAGACCUCAGUCACCUCUCCUCCAGCUCUCCCAUCCUAUCACAUUCUCUCUCUCCUGCUGCUCUCCCUAUCUCCCAUCUGGUUCACACAAGCUGUGGGACUGGCCUUGGUCAAUAUGGUAUAGAGGCCAAAUGACGCUCGUCCCACCACAACUGACCUUUCAUCUGUCUUUCCCCAACUUUCUGCCAACGUUGAACAAACCAUGUGUUUUUAUAUCGGCUGUUCUGCGCUCUUGUGAACUCAUUGUGUGGGUGGGUGUAUGAGGGAGGGAGUUGGAUGUGGGCGAAAGUUUACGGUUAGUGAAGUGAAAGUGCUGACUGGCCAUUGUCAUGGGACCAUGUGUUCUCGCAGGACAUAUGUUUGUAGGGUUCCUCUUCUUAUUGCCUCACUGUAUUGUGAACAAGGUUCAGGGGUUGUCAUGGGGAUUGAUGUGUUGAUUAUGAAAUGACCUGUCACACACACACUCCCUAUUUUUAACUGAUAUAAUUUGAAAUAGACUAUAGUUCAGCAUUUAAUACUAUUAUUUAUAAAUGAAUAAAUAUUACUUAUGAGAAUUUGUAUCUUUAGAACACCUCUCCAAACAAAGCACUUGUCUCAUGAAGCAACUGUUGUGGUGUUUCAGGUGUAUUUCUCUGAGGAGAGUCAGAGCAGUCUGAAGCUGGAUGACAAUGACAAAGGAGACUGUCGGACGAAGGGAGCCAGGAAGCCACUGACCACAUUCAAGGGCCCUCUUCUACACGUCAGGUAUUCAACCCUCUCUCAGAGCUCCCUCUCUUAGUCAUCUCUUUCUGAAUACCAAAUCAAACCCUACUCACUAAAUCAAAUCAAAUCAAAUUGUAUUGGUCACAUGCGCCGAAUACAACAGGUGCAGACAUUACAGUGAAAUGCUUACUUACAGCCCUUAACCAACAGUGCAUUUAUUUUAAACAAAAAAAGUAAGAAUAAAACAACAACAAAAAAAGUGUUGAGAAAAAAAUAGCAGAAGUAAAAUAAAGUGACAGUAGGGAGGCUAUAUAUACAGGGGGUACCGUUGCAGAGUCAAUGUGCGGGGGCACCGGCUAGUUGAGGUAGUUGAGGUAAUAUGUACAUGUGGGUAGAGUUAAAGUGACUAUGCAUAAAUACUUAACAGAGUAGCAGCAGCGUAAAAAGGAUGGGGUGGGGGGGCAGUGCAAAUAGUCCGGGUAGCCAUGAUUAGCUGUUCAGGAGUCUUAUGGCUUGGGGGUAGAAGCUGUUGAGAAGUCUUUUGGACCUAGACUUGGCACUCCGGUACCGCUUGCCGUGCGGUAGCAGAGAGAACAGUCUAUGACUAGGGUGGCUGGAGUCUUUGACAAUUUUAAGGGCCUUCCUCUGACACCGCCUGGUAUAGAGGUCCUGGAUGGCAGGAAGCUUUGCCCCAGUGAUGUACUGGGCCGUACGCACUACCCUCUGUAGUGCCUUGCGGUCAGAGGCCAAGCAGUUGCCAUACCAGGCGGUGAUGCAACCAGUCAGGAUGCUCUCGAUGGUGCAGCUGUAGAAUUUUUUGAGGAUCUGAGGACCCAUGCCAAAUCUUUUUAGUCUCCUGAGGGGGAAUAGGCUUUGUCGUGCCCUCUUCACGACUGUCUUGGUGUGUUUGGACCAUGAUAGGAGACACAAGGUACUCCUGUAUCGCUGAAAGGAUCAGAAUAGUAUAAGCAAUAUGGUAAUUAUUUCACCUUGCCUUCUGGGUGGAAUUUACACAAUAUUGUUUAUCCAAUAGUUGCAGAUAUACAAGAGUUCCUAGAAUUCAGCAUAUCUCUCAGCUGCACUCAACGCUUAAAGAAUAGCAGGACUGAUAGCACAGUGACUAGGCUAUAGCUAAUCCUUAUCCACAUGGGCAGAUUUGAAUGGGUUGUAGAGUUUAGGAUGAAUUUUUAUUUUAUUUAUUUAUUUAACCAGGUAAGCCAGUUGAGAACAAGUUCUCAUUUACAACUGCGACCUGGCCAAGAUAAAGCAAAGCAGUGCGAUUAAAAACAACAACACAGAGUUACAUAUGGGGUAAAACAAAACAUAAAGUAAAAAAUACAACAGAAAAUAUAUAUACAGUGUGUGCAAAUGUAGCAAGUUAUGGAGGUAAGGCAAUAAAUAGGCCAUAGUGCAAAAUAAUUACAAUUAGUAUUAACACUGGAAUGAUAGAUGUGCAAGAGAUGAUGUGCAAAUAGAGAUACUGGGGUGCAAAUGAGCAAAAUAAAUAACAAUAUGGGGAUGAGGUAGUUGGGUGGGCUAAUUUCAGAUGGGCUGUGUACAGGUGCAGUGAUCGGUAAGGUGCUCUGAAAACUGAUGCUUAAAGUUAGUGAGGGAGAUAAGAGUCUCCAGCUUCAGAGAUUUUUGCAGUUCGUUCCAGUCAUUGGCAGCAGAGAACUGGAAGGAAUGGCGGCCAAAGGAGGUGUUGGCUUUUUGGGGAUGACCAGUGAGAUAUACCUGCUGGAGCGCAUACUACGGGUGGGUGUUGCUAUGGUGACCAAUGAGCUAAGAUAAGGCGGAGAUUUGCCUAGCAGUGAUUUAUAGAUGGCCUGGAGCCAGUGGGUUUGGCGACGAAUAUGUAGUGAGGACCAGCCAACAAGAGCGUACAGGUCACAGUGGUGGGUAGUAUAUGGGGCUUUGGUGACAAAACGGAUGGCACUGUGAUAGACUACAUCCAAUUUGCUGAGUAGAGUUUUGGAGGCUAUUUUGUAAAUGACAUCGCCGAAGUCAAGGAUCGGUAGGAUAGUCAGUUUUACGAGGGCAUGUUUGGCAGCAUGAGUGAAGGAGGCUUUGUUGCGAAAUAGGAAGCCGAUUCUAGAUUUAACUUUGGAUUGGAGAUGCUUAAUGUGAGUCUGGAAGGAGAGUUUACAGUCUAACCAGACACCUAGGUAUUUGUAGUUGUCCACAUAGUCUAGGUCAGACCCGUCGAGAGUAGUGAUUCUAGUCAGGUGGGCGGGUGCCAGCAGCGUUCGAUUGAAGAGCAUGCAUUUAGUUUUACUUGUGUUUAAGAGCAGUUGGAGGCUACGGAAGGAGUGUUGUAUGGCAUUGAAGCUCGUUUGGAGGUUUGUUAACACAGUGUCCAAUGAAGGGCCAGAUGUAUACAAAAUGGUGUCGUCUGCGUAGAGGUGGAUCUGAGAAUCACCAGCAGCAAGAGUGACAUCAUUGAUAUACACUCAAGCCCAGAGCAAGAUAUCGAUAUGUUUGUACCUGGACGGAUCGAUUGAUCUUGUAUCUGAACAGAAAUAAAGGAGGCCUGCGAUCAAUGGUGCAUUGAGUGGAAAUCAGUUGGUGCAGUUAAUUGCUGUGCUAAUCAAUGGAAUUAAUUGAUUGAUCAUUCCGUUGAUUACUGCCCAUAUUGACCAAGGAGCAGCCUGUAGUCCCCAUCAUGCAAAUUGGAUGGCUAAAUGAAUGUUGCAUUAGUGAUCGAGGGACACUUUUGUGCAAAACAUAGUUCAAGGUCAUUCUGUUACCUAAUUUUACUGUGAUGAUUUUUUUGUGAUGAAGCUGAUGUAUCCAUUUACCUUGAGGUUGAUUAUAGAGUGGCAUUCUUCAGUGUUCUAUUUUAUUUAUAAGAAUGUGUUGACUUAAGGUGACCCGUAUGGGGUGCCAUUGUUAAGUUGAGGUUGACUUCAGGUACAGUACUUGUGAGCUACCUCCAUUGAUGGCUAUUUUAAUGUCAAAUCAGAGAAUUCUUUCCCCGAGUCAUUUCCGUCUAGUUCAGUUUUUUUGGAGAGCUGACUCUUUGAUGUGAGAUUUGACAGCUCAGGGCUACGUAUUAGUGAUAAACAGAUUUUUAUGAGCCUUAAGUGCAAUUAUGUCUCUGAGCUGUGUUAGUCCUGAUUCCAGUGAGACCACAAGGAAGGCAGAACGCAGUGGGAGGGGCAUGAGAGGGGAGGCUUUGAUAUUCUGAAUAUGUUUGUCAAAAUAUUUCCUGGAGUCUAGAGAGUCAUUCUGGGCCCAGGGGAGCACUGUGCUCCUCAACACUUUACUGGGGCAAAGAACAAACACAGGAGGAUGUGGAGAGGAAGGAAGUUGGAACAAUCUGUUGUUUAGAGGAGCCGUAGCCUAUGGAAUUUACAGUGAGAGACUUUAAAGAAUGGCGCCGGAGGAGAUGGCUGCCGUUUUACGGGCUCCUAACCAAUUGUGCUAUUUUGUUUGUAACUUAUUUUGUACAUAAUGUUGACGCUACCAUCUGUUAUGACCGAAAAGAGCUUCUGGAUAUCAGAACAGCGAAUACUCACCUCGAACUGGACGAAGAUUUUUUCUUUAACGAGUCGGACGCGAAGGAUUUACUCCAGAUACCCGACCAGGCCCAAAUCCCCGUCAUUCGCAUGAAGAGAAGACGCCGAUACAGGGGACGCAGUUCCGGGUGCCUUGUGAGAAUUCGUCGGCGAGCGGGUAACCCGCCUCUACCAUCCGGCCUAUUGGCCAACGUGCAAUCAUUGGAAAAUAAACUGGAUGAGCUCCGUUCAAGACUAUCCUACCAACGGGACAUUAAAAACUGUAAUAUCUUAUGUUUCACCAAGUUGUGGCUGAACGACGACAUGGAUAAUAUACAGUUGGCUGGUUUUUCCGUGCAUCGGCAAGACAGAACAGCUGCCUCCGAUAAGACAAGGGGUGGCGGUCUGUGUCUAUUUGUCAAUAUCUCGAGGUUUUGCUCGCCUGAGGUAUCUCAUGAUAAGCUGUAAACCACACUAUUUACCAAGAGAGUUUUCAUCUAUAUUUUUCGUAGCUGUCUAUGUGGCGGUGCUUGCAAGCAAUUACGGUCUCCAAUUUGUAAGUCGCUCUGGAUAAGAGUGUCUGCUAAAUUAUGUAAAUGUAAUGUACAAAGGGAAGCCCAGCCGCGAGCUGCCCAGUGACACAACCUACCAGACGAGCUAAAUGAUUUCUAUGCGCGCUUCGAGGCAAGCAACACUGAAGCAUGCAUGAGAGCACCAGCUAUUCCGGACGACUGUGUGAUCAUGCUCGCCGUAGCCAAUGUGAGUAAAACCUUCAACAUUCACAAGACCGCAGGGCCAGACGGAUUACCAGGACGUGUACUCCGAGCAUGUGCUGACCAACUGGCAAGUGUCUUUACUGACAUUUUCAACCUGUCCCUGACCGAGUCUGUAAUACCUACAUAUUUCAAGCAGACCACACUGUGCCCAAGAACACCAAUGUAAAAUGCCUAAAUGACUACUGACCCGUAGCACUCACGUCUGUAGCCAUGAAGUGCUUUGAAAGGCUGGUCAUGGCUCACAUCAACACCAUCAUCCCAGAAACCCUAGACCCACUUUAAUUUGCAUAUUGCCCCAACAGAUCCACAGAUGACGCAAUCUCUAUUGCACUCAACACUGCCCUUUCCCACCUGGACAAAAGGAACACCUACGUGAGAAUGCUGUUCAUUGACUACAGCUCAGCGUUCAAAACCAUAGUGCCCUCAAAGCUCAUCACUAAGCUAAGGACUCUGGGACUAAACACCUCCCUCUGCAACUGGAUCCUGGUCUUCCUGACAGGAUGCCCCCAGGUGGUAAGGGUAGGCAACAACACAUCUGCCACGCUGAUCCUCAACACGGGGGCCCUUCAGGGGUGUGUGCUUAGUCCUCCUGUACUCCCUGUUCACCCAUGACUGCGUGGCCAAGCACGACUCCAACACCAUCAUUAAGUUUGCCGACGACACAACGGUGGUAGGCCUGAUCACCGACAACGAUGAGACAGCCUAUAGGGAGGAGGUCAGAGACCUGGAAGUGUGGUGCGAGGACAACAACCUCUCCCUCAAUGUGAUCAAGACAAAGGAGAUGAUCGUGGACUACAGGAAAAGGAGGGCCUAUUCCCCCUCAGGAGACUGAAAAGACUUGGAAUGGGUCCUCAGACCCUCAAAAAGUUAUACAGCUGCACCAUCGAGAGCAUCCUGACUGGUUGCAUCAUUGUCUUGUAUGGCAACUGCUCGGCCUCCGACCGCAAGACGCUACAGAGGGUAGUGCGUACGGCCCAGUACAUCACUGGGGCCAAGCUUCCUGCCAUCCAGGACCUCUAUACCAGGUGGUGUCAGAGGAAGGCCCUAAAAAUUGCUAAAGACUCCAGCCAACCUAGUCAUAGACGGUUCUCUCUGCUACCGCAGGGCAAGUGGUACCGGAGCGCCAAGUCUAGGUCCAAAAAGCUUCUUAACAGCUUCUACCCCUAAGCCAUAAGACUGCUGAACAGCUAAUCAAAUGGCUACCCAGACUAUUUGCAUUGACCCCCCCCCCCCGCCCCCCCUGUCUUUUGUUACGCUGCUGCUACUUGCUGUUUAUUAUCUAUUAUCUAUGCAUAGUCACUUUACCCCUACCUACAUUACCUCGACUAACCUGUACCCCCGCACAUUGACUCGGUACCGGUACCCUCAGUAUAUAGCCUCAUUAUUUUAUUGUUGCGGUUUUAUUUUUUACUUUAGUUUAUUUAGUAAAUAUUUUUCUUAACACUUAUUUUUCUGAAAACUGCAUUGUUGGUUAAGGGCUUGUAAGCAUUUCACUGUAAGGUCUACACCUGUUGUAUUUGGCACAUGUAACAAAUACAAUUUGAUUUGAUUAUGUGUGCUAGACAGGGAUUUUAAUCCUGUUGGCCAUAUCACUGAGUUUUCAGUAGGUACUGUAGCAGGCCAGCAGGAGUCCACAGCACUGCUUUGGAGAAGUGUUCACUGAGGCUGAAUUAUCCAAUUACAGAAAUGUCCCUUAAACCUGAGCCUGUUUAAGCAGUCUGGGGCGGGCGUGUUAGGGAGAGGAGGGGGAAUGGGGUGUGCUGAGUGUUGAAGAGCGAAUCAGAGCACCUCGUGGUUACUUUCUCAGGCCAUGGAUUUUUUGCUCUGCUGCUCCAGAUUUCAUAGCUUUGAUGCCAGAUCACAGAUGUUUUCACCCUGAUCAUAGAAGUUUUCACCCUAAACCUGGCUAAUAAUGUGGUGUAAUUCUCCAUGUUCUCCAUUAAUGGGUUCAGCUACGGCUGCUAGGCUAGAGCCAGCCUAGUACCCAGGGGCCUGACAGACAGCUCCAUAUGGGUCAGGAGGAGACACAGCACAUCAGAGACUGAGGGUUUGGCCCAGAGGAACAUACAGUCAGGCGCUAUUUCUCUGGAAAGAACCUCCUUUAAAAAUAUGCUGAAGAACAUGUUGACGUCAAUCAAGGCUCUCCUUAUGUUGAGAGAAGAAUAUAAUUCUGAUAAAUGGCAGAUACACACACACACACUGGUUUCAGCAUCUCUGUAGGAUACAAGGCUUUUUGUUUACACAAAGGUUAAAAAACAUUAAUCCACAUGCCUGCACAGAUGGACAUAAUCUGCAAUGUGUUAGCUAAGAAUAUUGAGCUAGAUGGUGGUACAGCAGCUGUUUAGUAAAUGUGUAACAACAGAAACUAACGGAAGCUACACGUCCCUGGGUAAUCAUACUACAAUCACUCUCAGGAAGCAACAUCUUCAUCUAAACUCACGAUGCUUAGCCAAACAGAUCGAUAAAGCUAAGAUAUCACAGAGAGGAACAACAACAGCACGCUGUAAAGCAAGCUACUGUUGCUAUCCACUUUUAACAGAUGUAUUGGGUUGUUUUGAACACCCAGAUAGCAAUUGUGGCCAAUGGCUUAAAGAAAAAUACAUUCAUUUAUUUAGUUAGACACAAAUUCAGUCGUAGCCGCCUUCUUCAUGUGCUGUUUCUUCUGUAAAAUGUGACGUCUUUUCACUUUCUUCCAGUCCAGCAGAGGAGCUGAGCUUUGGCACCAAAGAGUCGGAGAGGAAGUGUCUUAUCAUCCUCGAUAAUAUUUCCAAGAAUCAAGUGGCCUUCAAGGUGUGUACAUGCCCCAGUGUGCGUGUUUCUGUUUGUGUGUGUGUGUGUUUGAUACACAGUGGUGUGCAUUUGCACAAAAUACACAAUGGUGUUGUCAGUCUCCAAGCUGACCUGUGUGUGUCCCUCUACAGGUACGAACCACAGCACCUGAGAAGUACAGAGUGAAGCCCAGCAACAGCAGCUGUGAACCGGGAGCGUCUGUGGAUAUAGUGGUGUCUUUACAUGGCGGUAGAGUACUGAACUUAUCUCUCUGCACUCUCUCUCCUCCUCUUACCUACUUCUUCCUUUGGAUGUUUCCAAAUGUUCCCGCAGAAACUUCAGAAUAAUCAAAAGGUCCAGUCUAUUCGCUUUGGAAAGUGCUGACAGAGUGCAGCUUUCUUUUGCCCGACAUACAUAUUUUAAGAGUGAUAAAAUAAUAAUCUCUUAUCUUCCCCUAAACCGAGGCUUUCAGAAAUCUAAGAGGGUAAAUUAACUUUAUUGAGCCAGUCUCAGUACUCUCCUGGAAGGCUGAAACCCCUAAGGUCAAUGUUUUUCCGUCAAUCACUUGAGACCAACAUUGAGUUGGGAUGCAGGGACUUGGCUGAUAAGAAGUUCAGAGGCCUUCAAGCAUGGAAAUGUCAAUCAUGGCUUCUGAUGUACUAGACAUGGGUUUUUUGAAGAUUUGAAUUCUGGCACUAUUCCAAAGUUUGAGGAUUUUCUUCUCUCUCUCUGGGUUUUAACUUUGAAACUCAUGAAUUACAUGUUUGGGAGCCGCCAUCUAUCACUUCCAUCUUGUUCACUUAGCUCUAAUGGAUAAGAACCCUCACUGUUUCUGUAAAUGAGUCAGCUCUUUCAUUUCUAUCUCUGAGUCUUUGAUGGUGACAGCAGUGGGGUGAUCCCAUCCAUAUGUAGGACUCUAGAGACAUAAACUGAACAAUAUACAGAGAUUAAAUAUCAUUCAGAGUUCAAUGAGAGAACGAGUGCCCUGGAUGUGUUUAUGCAGGCUACCAGGCGUCUCUGCAGGACCGCUUCCUGGUCAUGGCUGCUGAGAUGGAGCAGAACGCUGGUACUGGAUCACCAGAGCUCGCUCAGUUCUGGAAGGACGUGCCCAAAACCAAGAUCAUGGAUCACAGGUACAUCACCAUCAAUGUCUCAUCAUGAACGGGAAUGGGAAUAUGUGAAUACGUUUUUUUAUCCAAGUCAUUGAUAUGCCACUAUCAAAAUCUAUAAUGACCUUAAGAUAACUUUGAUUGACUUAACCCAUCGUGGUCUUCCAGUGUACAUCACAGAUUGCCUCAGCAUGGCUAGUGAAUGUCAGUGACCUAGCAGGCUGAUAAUCCCCUCUCCCCGGCCCUUUCUGACAUGACUGUCUCCUGUCCUUCCUGUAGAUUACGAUGUCACGUCCUGGAGAGCACUAAGCCCAUUCUGAGCUAUCCGAGUGGCUGUAACAACCCCGUGGAAGGAGGAGCCAAUGGCCACCCAGACCUGCACACAACGGUGAGCUCUGAUUGGAAUAUACACCUCCACCCACAAUACUAUAUGAACCUAUACAGUGCCUAUAGAAAGUCUACACCCCCUUGAACUUUUUUCACAUUUUGUUGCGUUACAAAAUGGGAUUGAAAUAGAUUUCAUUGUACAAACAAUGUCAUUGAUCUACACAAAAUAGUCUGUAAUGUCAAAGUGAAAAUUAUCUUUUUUUUGUAUUAAUAAAAAUGUAAUAACUAAAAUAUAUUCACCCUGUUUGUUUAGGCAAGCCUAAAUUAGUUCAGAAGUAAUAUUUGUCUUAACACAUUACAUAAUAAGUUAUAUGGACUUUAUAGGGGUUGACAUGGUUUUUGAAUGACUUCCCCUGUCCCCCAUACAUGCAACAUAUGUAAGGUCCCUCAGUCAAGUAUUGAAUUUCAAGCACAGAUUCAACUACAAAGACCAGGGAGCUUUUCGAAACCCUCAUAAAGAAGGGCAGUGAUUGGUAGAUGGGUAACAAUAACAAAUCAGACAUUGAAUAUAUCUUUAAGCAUGGUCUAGUUAAUAAUUAUGCUGUGGAUGAUGUAUUAAACCACCCAGACACAUCAAAGAUGCUGUCGUCCUUCUUGAACUGAGCUGCAGGACAGGAAUGAAACUGCUCAGGGAUGUUAACAUGAGGCCAUUGGUGAUUUUAAAACAGCUACAGAGUUCAAUGGCUGUGAUGAGAUAACUGAGGAUGGAUCAUUAUUGUAGUGACUCCACAAUAAUGACCUAAAUGACAUAGUGAAAAGAAGAAUGCAAAUAUACAGAAUAAAAAAUAUUCCAAAACAUGCAACAAGGCACUAAAGUAAUACAGCAAAAAAAAAACGGGCAAAGGAAUAAACCUUUUGGCAUAAAUGUCAGAGCUGUAUGUUUGGGGCAAAUCCAACACGUCACUGAGUAACUGCCUCCUUAUUUUCAAGCAUGGUGGUGGCUGCAUCAUGUUAUGGGUAUGCUUGUAAUCGUUAAGGCCUAGGGAGUUUUUCAGGAUGAAAAGAAACGGGAUUUGAGCUAAGCACAGGCAAAAUCCUAGAGGAAAACCUGCUUCAGUCUGCUUUACACCAGACAAUGGGAGAGGAAUUCACCUUUCAGCAGGACAAUAACAUACAGCACAAGGCCAAAUCUACACUGGAGUUGCUCAGUAAAUGUUUUUGAGUGGCCGUUAGUUUUGACUUAAAUCGGCUUAAAUCUAUGCCAAGAAUUGAAAAUGCGUGUCUAGCAAUGAUCCCCAAGAUCUUGACAGAGCUUGAAGAAUUUAGAAAAGAAUAAUGGGCAAAUAUUGCACAAUACAGGUGUGCAAAGUUAUUUUAAGGAGUCAAGGAGACUCACAGCUGUAAUUGCUGCCAAAGGUGUUUCUAACAUGUAAUGACUCACAUGCUGACUAGACCGGGCACUUGCGUGCGUCCGCGUGCGCCAUCGCACGCAUGUUGAUUUUGUCCAUCCACACCAGACACGAUCAGGACACGCAGGUUAAAAUAUCAAAACGAACUAAUUUGGGGACUGGUCGAAACGCAUGAAACAUUCAUGGUAAUCUAGCUAGCUAGCUUGCUGUUGCUAGCAAAUUUGGCCUGGGAUAUAAACACUGGGUUGUUAUUUUACCUGAAAUGCACAAGUUCCUCAAUUCUGACAAUUAAACCACAGAUAAAAGGGUAAACCGAGUUAGUUUCUAGUAAUAUUUCCUCCUUCAGUCUUCUUCUUCUUUGGACUUUAUAUGGCGGUUGGCAACCAACUUUAAGGUGUAUUACCACCACCAACUGGACUGGAGUGUAGACCUCAGUUUAUCUUUCAAUCACCCACGUGGGUAUAUGCUCCUAAAAACCAAUGAGGAGAUGGGAGAGGUGGGACUUGCAGCGCGUCAUGCGUCAAAAAUAGAACCAAGUUCUAUUUUGGUGCCUGGCUACGCAGACGCGUCUGCUUAAAGCUAAACCAACAGACAGGGCUGGUAUUGGGGGGGGUGAAUGCUUAUCUAAUCAAGGUAUUUUAGUGUUUUAUUUUUCAUCCAUCUUUAAUGUCCACUUUGAAAUUACAGAAUAUUUUGUGUAGAUCGUUGACAAAAAAUGACAAGUGCAUCCAUUUUAAUUCCACUUUGUAACAAAAUAUAAUGAAAAAUAUAUAUACAGUUGAAGUCGGACGUUUACAUACACCUUAGCCAAAUACAUUUAAACUCAGUUUUUCACAAUUCCUGACUUUUAAUCCUAGUAACAAUUCCCUGUCUUAGGUCAGUUAAGAUCACCACUUUAUUUUAAGAAUCAGAAUAAUAGUAGAGAGAAUGAUUUAUUUCAGCUUUUAUUUAUUUCAUCACAUUCCCAAUGGGUCAGAAAUGUACAUACACUCAAUUAGUAUUUGGUAGCAUUGCCUUUAAAUUGUUUAACUAACCUCGCCUGGUUCGCCAACUACUUCUCAGAUAGAGUUAAAUGUGUCAAAUCGGAGGGCCUGUUGUCUGGACCUAUGGCAGUCUCUAUGGGGGUGCCACAGGGUUCAAUUCUUGGGCCGACUCUUUUCUCUGUGUAUAUCAAUGAUGUCGCUCUUGCUGCUGGUGACUCUCAGAUCCACCUCUACGCAGACGACACCAUUUUGUAUACAUCUGGCCCUUCAUUGGACACUGUGUUAACAAACCUCCAAACGAGCUUCAAUGCCAUACAACACUCCUUCCGUAGCCUCCAACUGCUCUUAAACACUAGUAAAACUAAAUGCAUGCUCUUCAAUCGAACGCUGCUGGCACCCGCCCACCCGACUAGAAUCACUACUCUCGACGGGUCUGACCUAGAGUAUGUGGACAAAUACCUAGGUGUCUGGUUAGACUGUAAACUCUCCUUCCAGACUCACAUUAAGUAUCUCCAAUCCAAAGUUAAAUCUAGAAUUGGCUUCCUAUUUCGCAACAAAGCCUCCUUCACUCAUGCUGCCAAACAUGCCCUCGUAAAACUGACUAUCCUACCGAUCCUUGACUUCGGCGAUGUCAUUUACAAAAUAGCCUCCAAAACUCUACUCAGCAAAUUGGAUGUAGUCUAUCACAGUGCCAUCCGUUUUGUCACCAAAGCCCCAUAUACUACCCACCACUGUGACCUGUACUCUCUUGUUGGCUGGUCCUCACUACAUAUUCGUUGCCAAACCCACUGGCUCCAGGCCAUUUAUAAAUCACUGCUAUGCAAAUCUCUGCCUUAUCUUAGCUCAUUGGUCACCAUAGCAACACCCACCCGUAGUAUGCGCUCCAGCAGGUAUAUCUCACUGGUCAUCGCCAAAGCCAACACCUCCUUUGGCCGCCAUUCCUUCCAGUUCUCUGCUGCCAAUGACUGGAACAAACUGCAAAAAUCUCUGAAGCUGGAGACUCUUAUCUCCCUCACUAACUUUAAGCAUCAGUUGUCAGAGCACCUUACCGAUCACUGCACCUGUACACAGCCCUUCUGAAAUUAGCCCACUCAACUACCUCAUCCCCAUAUUGUUAUUUAUUUUGCUAAUUUGCACCCCAGUAUCUCUAUUUGCACAUCAUCUAUUGCACAUCUAUCAUUCCAGUGUUAAUACUCAUUUUAAUUAUUUUGCACUAUGGCCUAUUUAUUGCCUUACCUCCAUAACUUGCUACAUUUGCACACACUGUAUAUAUAUUUUUCUGUGGUAUUUUUGACUUUGUUUUGUUUUACCCCAUAUGUAACUCUGUGUUGUUUUUAUCGCACUGCUUUGCUUUAUCUUGGCCAGGUCGCAGUUGUAAAUGAGAACUUGUUCUCAACUGGCUUACCUGGUUAAAUAAAGGUGAAAUAAAAAAAGAUAUAAGUUGGGUGAAUUUUGGCCCAUUCCUCCUGACAGAGCUGGUGUAACUGAGUCAGGUUUGUAGGCUUCCUUGCUCACACACACUUUUUCAGUUCUGCCCACACAUGUUCUAUAGGAUUGAGGUCAGGGCUUUGUGAUGGCCACUCCAAUACCUUGACUUUGUUGUCCUUAAGCCAUUUUGCCACAACUUUGGAAGUAUGCUUGGGGUCAUUGUCCAUUUGGAAGACCCAUUUGCGACCAAGCUUUAACUUCCUGACUGAUGUCUUGAGAUGUUGCUUCAAAAUAUCCACAUUUAGUUUCCUUCCUCAUGAUGCUAUCAGUCCCUCCUGCAGCAAAGCACCCCCACAGCAUGAUGCUGCCACCCCCGUGCUUCACGGUUGGGAUGGUGUUAUUUGGCUUGCAAGCCACCCCCUUUUUUUCUACAAACAUAACGAUGGUCAUUUUGGCCAAACAGUUUUAUUUUUGUUUCAUCAGACCAGAGGACAUUUCUCAAAAAAGUACGAUCUUUGUCCCCAUGUGCAGUUGCAAACCGUAGUCUGGCUUUUCUAUGGCGGUUUUGGAGCAGUGGCUUCUUCCUUGCUGAGCGGCCUUUCAGGUUAUGUCGAUAUAGGACUCGUUUUACUGUGGAUAUAGAUACUUUUGUACCUGUUUCCUCCAGCAUCUUCACAAGGUCAUUUGCUGUUGUUCUGGGAUUGAUUUGCACUUUUCGCACCGAAGUACGUUAAUCUCUAGGAGACAGAACGUGUCUCCUUCGUGAGCGGUAUGACGGCUGCGUGGUCCCAAGGUGUUUAUACUUGCGUACUAUUGUUUAUACAGAUUAACGUGGUACCUUCAGGCGUUUGGAAAUUGCUCCCAAGAAUGAACCAGACUUGUGGAGGUCUACAAUUUUUUGGCUGAUUUCUUUUGAUUUUCCCAUGAUGUCAAGCACUGAGUUUGAAGGUAGGCCUUGAAAUACAUCCACAGGUACACCUCCAAUCGACUCAAAUGAUGUCAAUUAGCCUAUCAAAAGCUUCUAAAGCCAUGACAUCAUUUUCUGGAAUUUUCCAAGCUGUUUAAAGGCACAGUCAACUUAGUGUAUGUAAACCUCUGACCCACUGGAAUUGUGAUACAGUGAAUUAUAAGUAAAAUAAAUCAGUCUGUAAACAAUUGUUGGAAAAAUUACUUGUGUCUUGCACAAAGUAGAUGUUCUAACUGACUUGCCACAACUAUAGUUUGUUAACAAGAAAUUUGUGGAGUGGUUGAAAAACGAGUUUUAAUGACUCCAACCUAAGUGUAUGUAAACUUCCGACUUCAACUGUAUAUUCCAAGGGGGGUUUAGACUUUCAAUAGGCACUGCAUAUUAACCAAUGUAUUUACUGUAUUUUAUUUACUUUCUUUGUAUUAUCUUUUUUUACACAAUUAGAGCCAUGGAGUUAUAAUUAUGGUGAAUUGUGUAGUUUACUGAUACAUUUUAGUGGUGUCAAAUUGAUAUGGGAGACUGAAAAGUUAAUACAUUAGUAAGAUGAAGUAACCAAAAGCUCUCCUUUGCAGCUGAUGCGUGUGAUGGUGUGUAAUGCCCGGCUGGAGCAGAAGCUGGACCAGUGUCUGUGGGUCCAGCAGGUCCUGAUUGGUCUGGUGCUGGUCGUCAUGAUGUUCAGCUUCCUGACUCUCUACCACCUUCCUGGGGCUUCCUGACUUGACUCAACCUUGUCUACAGCAGCUUAAAGCUAAACCAACAGACAGGGCUGGUAUUGGACUCUGUGAUAAAAAAAAAAACGAAGGCAGACUCUCAUCUCUACAAGGUCUGUCAUCAUGGAGAUGAAGGGAUGCUCUAUUAUGUAGCAGUGAACUAGGGACAUGUGAACUUGUGGAGUUGUCAGUCAGUUUCCCAGAGAGAUUCGUCAUAGCCUCCUUGGCGUUGUGAGAGGUACCGUAGCUAAAGACUCUCGACACCGUGAAAUGAAAUCAAUAAUGUAUUUUUUAUUACUAAUCAUGAAAUUAUAUAUGAAGUCUAUUUAUUUCAAUAUGUAACAUGUAAUGUAUUCAUUAUUCAAUAUGUAAUAUGUCACAUGAUGAAGAAGAUUUUGUUAAUUUUUCUGUUCCUAAUGUACAUUUCAAUUUAAAUAUAUACAGUAUAAACAUAUCCGGUCAAGAAUAAACGUGCAC